Colletotrichum higginsianum IMI 349063 is the source of this 363-nucleotide messenger RNA. RefSeq lists its product as uncharacterized. NCBI's taxonomy places the organism in Eukaryota, Fungi, Ascomycota, Sordariomycetes, Glomerellales, Glomerellaceae. The coding region runs from base 1 to 363 and encodes 120 amino acids. The transcript is spliced from 2 exons. The record is from RefSeq and is a predicted model, not a curated record.
AUGUUGGCACCAGAAGAGACAAGCCGCGGUAGAAGACGCAUCUCGCCAACAACAACGGCGGUGCCGCCCCCUCGUCCUAUUUCACGACGCCGAGCGCACUCGCUCCGGCGGGCCUCGUACUCAUUUCCGCAUCUCACCUCCGCACUGUCCGGUGACAGUCUGUCGGGACCGGCACCGGCCAACGAGGCCUGCCGCCAACGCAUCCUCUGUCUCACAUCGGCAAAACCGCCGGCCGCCGCCACCAAUCACCGCCCUCUGCAAGCAACACCGCAACAAGGCGUGGUGCACCGUGGAAUUUCCGGUGGUGGAGGUGGCACCCUCGACGCCAUGCCUUCCGCCAACGGUUUCUGGAAUCCCGUCUAA